AUGUGUUCACCAAACAAGAGGACCCAGUGGAGGGAGGACCUUCAGCAUUUCCGUAAAGACCAUGGCUUCUCCAAGAAAGUCCUGUUCAACUGCUGCCUGGUGCGGCGCAUCAUCACCUGGGCCUCCCCAAACCCAAAAGACAGCGUUGAAGAUGAGCUUGAGCUAUCUACAGUCCGCCAUCGCCCUGAGGGACUGGAACAGCUUGAAGCUCAGACGCGUUUCUCCCGCAAGGAACUUCAGAUCCUUUACCGCGGCUUCAAAAAUGAAUGCCCCAGCGGAAUCGUCAACGAAGAAACCUUUAAAGACAUCUACGCACAGUUCUUCCCGCAAGGAGAUGCUUCGACAUAUGCGCAUUUCUUGUUCAAUGCAUUUGACACAGAUCACAAUGGCUCUGUGAGUUUUGAGGAUUUUGUCAUGGGCCUUUCUAUCCUCCUGCGUGGCACGAUCCAGGAAAAACUCAACUGGGCUUUCAACCUGUAUGACAUCAAUAAAGAUGGCUAUAUCACUAAAGAGGAAAUGCUAGACAUCAUGAAGGCCAUCUACGACAUGAUGGGAAAAUGCACAUACCCCGUCCUCAAAGAGGAGGCGCCUCGUCAGCAUGUAGAAGUAUUCUUUCAGAAGAUGGACAAGAAUAAAGACGGAGUGGUAACCAUCGACGAGUUUAUCGACUGCUGCCAAAAUGAUGAAAACAUCAUGCGAUCAAUGCACCUCUUCGAAAAUGUUCUUUAA
This is a messenger RNA of Anoplopoma fimbria (sablefish), 729 nucleotides long. RefSeq names its product potassium voltage-gated channel interacting protein 4a (gene kcnip4a). The record is from RefSeq and is a predicted model, not a curated record. Gene Ontology annotation, cellular component: voltage-gated potassium channel complex. Lineage: Eukaryota; Metazoa; Chordata; Actinopteri; Perciformes; Anoplopomatidae. The transcript is spliced from 8 exons. Gene Ontology annotation, molecular function: potassium channel regulator activity; calcium ion binding. The coding region runs from base 1 to 729 and encodes 242 amino acids. Gene Ontology annotation, biological process: regulation of potassium ion transmembrane transport.